CCUCAAUGGCGGCGUCCUGUGAAACCAAUACAGCGGCUCAGCGUCCGAUGAUUUAGUAGUGUCUGAUCAUGAGGGUGAUCUUUCUUGUGCUGGUCUUGCUGAGGGUCCAGCAUGUGCACUCAGCAUCUAAAGGAGUCGUCGCCAGUCUUCAGGCCAAAUGGUCCAUGACCCCUCUCCUGCUGGAAACAAGUGAGUUCAUCAGAGAGGAUGAUGAAGAGAAGUUCUGGAAGUUUGUCUAUACUGUGAAGGAGUUAACUGUUUACAAAUAUGGAGAAUCUGUCCGGUCGUAUUAUAACCUGAUCAUCAAGAAGGCUGGACAGUUUUUGACAGAUCUUCAGGUCAACCUGCUGAAGCUGUCUUUGUCUCUCAGGGCUUACUCACCGGCUGUGCAUGCAUUCCAACAAAUAGCAAGAGAUGAACCUCCUCCUGAUGGCUGUGUUGCCUUCGUGGUUGUUCACGGUCAAAAUGCCUGCAGCACCAAGGAUAUGAAGAAGCUCUUGAAGACUGCAGCAGGCAGGCCAAGACCAUACCUAUACAAGUCUGACCACCAGUACCCCGGAGUCAAUGGAACAGACCUGCCUGUAGCUGUUCUUUAUGCUGAAAUCGGCACCAAGGACUUCAACACUUUUCAUAAGGUUCUGUCAGAGAGAGCACAGGAAGGCAAACUCAUCUAUGUGCUACGACACUUUGUGUCUGAGCCGAAAAAUGAAAAGAUGCUGCUCUCUGGAUAUGGUGUUGAACUGGCAAUUAAAAGCACUGAGUACAAAGCUGUUGAUGACACACAAGUUAAAGAAUCUAAAUCAGUCACCACUGAUAAUGUGGAUGAAAAUGAUGAAGUCCAAGGAUUUCUUUUUGGGAAAUUAAAAAAGUCUCACCCAGAGCUUCAGGAGGAACUUGGAGAGCUGAGGAAGCAUCUACUGGUGGAGAGCACCAAUGACAUGACUCCUCUCAAAGUGUGGGAGCUCCAAGACCUCAGUUUCCAGGCGGCAUCUCGGAUCAUGACUGUGCCAAAGUUUGAUUCUCUCAAACUGAUGCAAGAGCUUAGCCAAAAUUUCCCCAGCAGAGCCAGAUCACUGACAAGAGUGGCCGUAAACCAAGACAUGAAGAAAGAAAUAGAAGACAAUCAAAAGAGGUUGAGUGAGUCGAUGGGGAUCCAUCCUGGAGAUGCCAGUCUGUUCAUUAAUGGAAUACACAUUGACCUGGACCUUCAUAACCCUUUCAGCAUCCUGGACAUUCUCAGAACCGAGGCUAAGAUUCUCGAAGGUCUUCAUAACCUUGGCAUCAAAGGAAGCAGCAUUAGUAAGUUCCUGCAUUUACCAUCAUCAGCCACUUUAGAGGACAGCUACGCUCUGGACAUCCGCCACACAUCCAUUAUGUGGGUUAAUGAUAUUGAGAAGGACUCCAUGUAUCGUCAUUGGCCCUCAAGUCUCCAGGAGCUCCUCAGAGCAACAUUUCCUGGAGUUAUUCGACAAAUACGCCGUAACUUCUAUAACCUGGGUCUGUUUCUUGACCCAGUACAAGAGGAGAGCAUUGAGCUGGUGAAAUUAGCAGAACUCUUUUACAAACAUAACAUUCCUCUCAGGAUUGGGUUUGUGCUGGUUGUCAGUGCAGAUGAUAAAGUGGAUGGAUAUUUGGAUGCAGGUGUUGCUCUCUUUAGACUGUUAAACUACAUCUCAGAGGAGUAUGACGAAGCACAGGCUUUUACGUCCAUGGUGUCAAUAUUUAACAGGGUAGAAGUUGGGGAGUCUCUCUCUGUGGACACAGUAACUGCAUAUCUGAAAAAGAAAUUUCCAAAAGCAAAUGCUGCCAGAAUUCUUGGAGUGGACUCGAGCUAUGAUGACAACAGAAAGGCCGGAGGAGGGUUUUACAGAAAGAGUGGUUUAGGUGCUUUACCAGUAGGUCUGUUCAAUGGUGUUCCACUCAGUAGUGAGGAGAUGGACCCAGAAGAACUGGAGACGGCUCUUCUGCAGAAAAUCAUGGAAACUACCAACUUCUUCCAGAGAGCUGUCUUUAUGGGUCAGAUCACUGAAAGUGUUGAUGUGGUGGACUUCCUAAUGGAGCAGGCCAAUGUAGUCCCCCGUAUCAACCCUCUCAUUCUGAGCUCUGAGAGGCGAUAUCUGGAUUUCACUUCCUCACCAGUUGCUGAUGACUGGGAUGACACAACUGUGUUCUCAUACUUGGACUCCAGAGACAAAACGGCAGUUGUCUCUAAGAGAAUGAAGUAUUUCAUCAGAGAUGAAGAGGAGGUGUUGUAUGGAGGGACCGUGUGGAUUGUAGCAGAUAUUGAACAGCCCUCUGGAAGGCAGUUGCUCCGGAAUGCCUUGAAACAUAUGAAAUCCAGCAGCUCCAGCUGUCGUGUCGGGGCGAUCAAUAACCCCAGUGGAAAGCCCACGGAGGACAACAGCGGUCUGUACCGAGCCGUCUGGGCUUCUCUCCUCACCCAAAGCAGCAAGAACACGCUCGACUUCACCCUAAAACUCCUCAAAGAAGAAAAUGUUGAGCUCCUCAAACAAGGCACCAAGAUUAAGCACUUACUUCAACAGGGUAUGGACCAUGAUGCCUUUGAGAAGAAGUUCAACACGAUGGAGUUGGACUUUCUGCACAGCCAGCAGAAGUACUGUAAGGAAGUUCUGAAGCUGAAAGCCGGACAGAGAGCUGUAGUCAGCAACGGCAGGAUCCUGAGCCUUUUGGAUGAAGAAGAAGAGUUCAGUGUGGAAGAUUUCCAUCUGCUAGAGAAGAUCACACUUCGCACUUCAGCAGAAAAGAUUAAAUCCAAGAUCAAGCAGAUGAACUUGAAUGCCCAAAAGGCCAGUGAUUUAAUCAUGAAAGUAGACGCUCUCCUCACUUCGUCGCCUAAAGGAGAGGCCAGAAAAGACGUCAAAUUUCUGAAGGACAAACACAGCGUUCUUCAGUUGGCACAGCGGGAAGAUGAGGUGUUUUAUGAUGUGGUUGCCAUCGUGGAUCCUCUCACCAGAGAUGCACAGAAGUUGGCUCCUUUAUUAGUUGUACGUACAACUUUGGUCAUGUCUAAGAGCUUGUUCCUCAGCUUUUAUCGAUAUGUUUUGGAGCCGGAUGUUUCGUUCUUUGGCAACAACUCCCUUUCCCCCGGCCCUGUGGCCCGCUUCACUGAAAUCCCAGAAUCCCCUCUGCUCACUCUUAAUAUGAUCACCCCAGAGAGCUGGAUGGUUGAGGCGUUCAGGAGCCCGUAUGAUCUAGAUAACAUCCACCUACAAGAGGUCAGCGGUGUUGUCAAUGCGGAGUAUGAGCUUGAGUAUCUGCUGUUGGAGGGCCACUGUUUUGACCUGUCCACAGGUCAGCCUCCCAGAGGACUUCAGUUUACACUGGGCAUGAGACAGGAACCUCUCAUGCAUGACACCAUUGUCAUGGCUAACCUAGGCUAUUUCCAGUUGAAGGCCAACCCCGGCGCCUGGAUGCUGAGGCUGCGUGAGGGCCGCUCAGAGGACAUCUAUCAGAUACAAGCGCAUGAUGGUACGGACUCUCCUCUUGAUGCUGGUGAUGUCAUUUUGGUGCUCAACAGCUUCCACAGCAAGAUCAUCAAAGUUAGAGUCCAGAAAAAGCCUGACAAACUCAAUGAGGAUCUUCUAAGUGAAGGAACAGAAUCCAAAGGCCUGUGGGAUUCCAUAACCAGUGUGUGGAGCUCUUUGGAGAAAAGCUUUGCCGGUGGCCCGAGUGUGGACGAGGAUGACAAGAAGAAAGACGUUCUCAACAUUUUCUCAGUGGCCUCUGGACAUUUAUAUGAGCGCUUCCUGAGAAUAAUGAUGCUCUCUGUCCUUCAACACACCAAAACCCCUGUCAAGUUCUGGUUCCUCAAAAACUACCUCUCCCCCUCAUUCAAGGACACCAUCUCUCACAUGGCGAAGGCUUAUGGUUUCCAGUAUGAGCUGGUCCAGUAUAAGUGGCCCCGCUGGCUUCACCAGCAGACAGAAAAGCAACGUAUCAUCUGGGGUUAUAAGAUCCUUUUCCUGGAUGUGCUUUUCCCCCUGGCUGUGGACAAGAUCAUCUUUGUAGAUGCUGAUCAGAUUGUCAGGGCAGAUAUAAAGGAGCUGAGAGAUCUGGAUCUAGAGGGCGCCCCCUAUGGGUACACACCAUUCUGUGACAGCCGAAAAGAGAUGGAAGGCUAUAGUUUUUGGAAGACUGGCUACUGGGCUUCUCAUCUUGGACAAAGGAAAUACCACAUUAGUGCAUUAUAUGUAGUGGACCUAAAAAAAUUCAGAAAGAUCGCAGCUGGAGACCGGCUCAGAGGGCAGUACCAAGCCUUAAGCCAAGAUCCCAACAGUCUGUCCAACCUGGACCAGGACCUUCCCAACAACAUGAUCCAUCAAGUAGCCAUCAAGUCCUUACCUCAGGAGUGGCUGUGGUGUGAGACCUGGUGUGAUGACAGUUCCAAAGCUACAGCCAAGACCAUAGAUCUGUGCAAUAACCCGAAGACCAAAGAGCCCAAGUUAAGUGCAGCGGUGAGGAUUGUUCCAGAAUGGUCCAAGUACGACAAUGAGAUAAAGCAGUUUUUCAAACAGGUGAAGGAGCAGAAGGAGAAAAUUACCGAGGGUAGACCAUCAUCAUCACCACCACAGCACACAGCAGGCACUCGACGUGAUGAACUUUAGUACUUGAGUGCUCAUAUUGCACCAGUCUUCCUGUGAAUCUUGAACUCAACCAUACAGAGAUGUUUUCCACGACAGGAACACUGAGGAAAUGCACACUAGGAAACGUUUUAAAGGACUUCAUGACAUUUUUUUUAUGUACAUGAUUUUGAAUGAAGGUUUAGUUUGAAUCCUCUCUGACUUCAAGUUGUAAACUGUAUAAAUGACACAGCUUUUUUAUAAAUAAUGGUUGGCAAAAAGAGUUAAAACAAUUGCAGUGUUAUCUGAUAUUUUUGGCCAGUUUAUGAACUUGCAAUGGUACUGGUGUAUAUUUAUAAAGGACAAACAUGUCAAUAUUGUGUACAUUCCUCCAGAGAAGACUAGAAAUGUUUCUUUUUUGUAACAGUUUCAGUAAAUAUUCUGUCAUCAUAUUUUAAGUCAGUGUUUGCAAAUGAAAGGUAUCUGUGAUUUCAAAGGUCUCACUAAUAAAUUCACUUUUAAAUUGCCUUGAUAUGUUGAAAGACUGAACACUACCAAGUAGAGCUCUCUAAGAUGUACAGUAUAUUUCCAGAAUAAACUAUACAAUUGUAAACUAUUAUAUGGGGGGGGGGCUGGGGGGUCAAAUUCCCAUGUUUAUUGCUAUCAAAGAGACAGAUCUUUUACAUUCCGUUUUAUUUUUAUUACAUCAAUAACUUUUUCCUAUGCCU
Sinocyclocheilus rhinocerous is the source of this 5308-nucleotide messenger RNA. RefSeq names its product UDP-glucose:glycoprotein glucosyltransferase 2-like. Gene Ontology annotation, biological process: ERAD pathway. Gene Ontology annotation, molecular function: UDP-glucose:glycoprotein glucosyltransferase activity. Gene Ontology annotation, cellular component: endoplasmic reticulum. The record is from RefSeq and is a predicted model, not a curated record. NCBI's taxonomy places the organism in Eukaryota, Metazoa, Chordata, Actinopteri, Cypriniformes, Cyprinidae. The transcript is spliced from 40 exons. The coding region runs from base 69 to 4625 and encodes 1518 amino acids.